AUUGUAUGUGUGUUGAAUAUCGUGGACUUAUACCGGUAAUUCAGAUCCGGCGGUAUAAAACAGUCCGGCGGCGGCGGUAUAAGUUUUCUGUAAAAGUAAAGUACCUCUGUAAAUGCUUUUUACUGGUAAUACACAGCCUCGGUGGACCGCGGGAAUAAGGGCAUAAUUGUACACAACAUUUCGACUUAAUUAGCUGACAAAGAAGAUGGUGCUGUUCCCAUGUCAGAAGAAGCCUUCCUGCGUUGGAUCCGCUGACGCAGCUACUCCGUCUUACGUAUCUGGCAUGCUUCCCUUCGUAUCUUCUUCGCGAGUUUGGUGACCAAGCGGGACAUGUCGAGUUGUCGACUAUGGAGUAAACGACUUCUUGGAAUUCUACGGGCUCGUUAUCAGACUCUACAACUAUUACGCAUGGUACAAUGUGCGAGAAUGUGGAUAUGUGUGAGGGUCAAUACUGUGGCAAGAGGAUGGAUAAGUUAGCGAUAUACAGUACGUCGAUUUGAUUGGGCCAAUACCAGAGAUUGUGCGUUAGUUUUCCGGUUUCCCUAUCUUCCUAUCCCCAUCCACUUAAGCGCUGUAUUGACCUGUGAAGCAAUAAAUCCCUGAUUAUUUGAUGACAUCAGGUUUCCCGUCCACUGACACUCUUCAUGAUCCGAUUUUGUAGAUUUUACGCUCUGGAUCGUUGACUUAGUGCCCAAAGCGUGCUGGUGCAUUUCAUUUGAAUUCAUAAUAUUCUCAGUCAGGAGAACUGCAUGUCAUCGGGAUGAACAAUUAACAUUAUUUUGUCGCCUAUUACUUUCUGGAUACCAUCAAGACCGUCGAAAUGUUUAAGUGUUUGCCAAUCAUUGGAUGUUCCACAAAUCGGCAGGUGGAAAAACUGGAUAAACGCCAUUGCAGCUUGGGCGAAAUCCCCGACGAAGUGCUGCGGCAUGGAAAAACUCUUGAAGAGUGUUUCCUCGACGCUAAUCAUUUGCAGACUCUGCCAAAGGCCUUCUUCCGAUUGAGUCGAUUACGUAAAUUGGGACUGAGCGAUAACGAAAUCGAACAUCUUCCUUCGGACAUUUCCAAUUUUCUCAGCCUUCAGGAACUGGACCUGAGCAAAAAUGAUAUACAAGAGAUUCCCGACGAAAUUCGUCACUGCCGUGCGUUGCAGUUCUUGGAUUGCAGUAGUAAUCCUUUGCAGAGUAUUCCUGAUGGAUUAUCGCAGUUAUCCAACCUGACAACGUUGCUCUUGAACGAUGUUUCCCUAACGAGUUUGCCGUCAGAUUUUGGAAAUUUGUCCAGUCUGCAAACCCUCGAAUUGCGUGAUAAUGUCAUUAAAAUUCUUCCGUCCUCUUUUGGUCGUCUGCAUAAUCUGCAGUCCUUGGAUCUUGGAAACAACGAAAUGGAAGACUUUCCGAACGUGAUAUGUGAAUUGCCGAAUCUGAAGGAACUGCUAAUGGACUGUAAUGGCAUAUCCCGAGUACCAACGCAACUCGGUCGGUUACGCGCCCUGGUAUGUAUUGAUUUUUCUGAAAACAACAUCGAAGUGCUUCCUGAUGAGAUCGGAAGUUUGGUCAGUUUGACGGAUUUGCUGGUCUCGCAAAACUGCCUGGAACAUCUUCCCGAGAACAUCGGUUAUAUGAGUAAUUUGUCAAUAUUAAAAGCCGAUCGGAAUCGACUGUUGGACGUACCAGAAACAAUUGGCGGAUGCGAAAAGCUAACGGAGUUGAUCUUAGUGGAUAAUUUGCUGGCUGAGCUACCCGACACCAUUGGCAAUCUAUCGAAUUUAAUCAUCUUGAAUGUCGAUAAGAACAGCUUAACGGAACUUCCGCAGACGGCCUGCAACUGUACAAAAUUAUCCAUUUUGUCGUUACGGAAAAACCGUAUCCAGCAUUUGCCCAAUGAAAUCGGUCAGCUGGAACGGUUGACGGUCCUUGAUGUUUCCGGCAACCUGAUCCCCCAUCUCCCCAUUUCCGUUAGUCAGCUGGAGCACCUGAAAGCCAUUUGGAUUUCCGAAAAUCAAUCCCAAGCGAUGCCGAAAUUCCAAACAGAUUUUGAUGAGGACACAAAGGCAGAAGUUCUGACGUGCUUUUUACUACCGCAACAAGACACGGAUGCUAGUUUUCAGCCAACGCUAGAGCAUUUGCGUAGUGAAAAUUCAGAAAGAUUAGCUAGCCUGCAGGAUGUGUCGUUCAAUACCCGUCCGACAAGUCGUGUGGUAUUUGCUGGAGUGGAAACUGAAUCGGAAGGCGAAGAAGUCGACAGUAAUCCGGGUCAGUUUACAAGACACGAUACACCGCAUCCAAAAGAAUUUAAAUCUCGGCAUGCCCAGCUAUUCAAGAACAAAAAACCCCAUGGUGAUGGCACGAGACCGCUGGAUGAUAUUGCCAUACAUCAGGAGAAGGAGCACUCCUCUAAACCAGGCACACCUGAACCACCGGCACUUAAUACUUAUUCCGAUUUGGCCCAGCUGCGUGUCGUUGAUGAAAGCGAUCGUUCUUAUCGCAGUAGUUCUCCCAGUAACAUGCGCCGUGUCUCGGAAUUGGUUAUUCAUAAUUUAAUGGAGGAACCUGUGAGACAGUACAGUGGAUUUUCUCAUGCAUCGCCACAACAAGAGGAUGUCAAGCUGAAACCCUUGCAGCCCCGGUCGCCCACAAUUGAGUGGCCUGUGAAGAAGCCUGAUCUGCCACCUCCUUUGCCACCUAGAACCGUGAAUCUGGACCAGACUCGCGGUGGCCAGGAAGCAAGAUUAGCACAUAAUGCGCCGGUUAUCGAUUACAAACUACCUCGAAUAUCCAAGAGGCGCAACUCGAGUAGUUCGUCGGCUAGUAUUGACAGCACCUCAUCGGAUGAAUACGCCGUGGGAUCGGAUGGAGAAGAGCAGACGCGGAAGCGAGUGGAAUUCGCUGAAGAUAGCGAAGAAAAACUUGAAUGCCGCCUUAGAAGACGAGAUACACCGCAUUACAAUAAAGGACGUCGAGUUGUAAAUGAGGGUGAAACGGCGGAGGAGGCAAAGAAGCGGGUUUCAGAUAUAUUAGCUAAGAGACGUGAUCCGGGAACUGAUGGCUCUGAUGUUGAAGGUGGUCACUCUCGUCCUGGUAGUGCGUCUGCCUUGAAUACCAUUGAACGUUUUUCUUACACCAAUGCCCCUACAAUAACUCCCGAUCGAUCACCUUCUAUGGGAGAUGGACCGGUGAUUGUGCGCCAGACAAAUUUCAUUGUGCAGGACUCCGAUCGAUCUGAGGUGAACUCCGACACUGGCAGUGGACCUGUGGAAAAGAUCGUCGAAAAAGUCAAGACAGUCGAAAGAACAGUGGAAAAGAUGGUCCCUAAGCCGGUCAAGGAUAAGGGCAGUAGCGAACAGCUGAGCGAAAUGGUGACAGAAGCGUACAGAACUAACAAUCGACCAAUUGGGUUGCUCCCCGCUUUCAUGGGCGAGCGCUCAAUUUCUAUGGUGGCAGAUCCUAUGCUGCUAUCUUCGCAGGGUCUGGUCCCAGCUAGCUCCGAAGUAGUACGAGCAACAUUGACGAUUCAUCGGCAUAAUGGAUUAGGCUUAUCCAUAGCUGGAGGAAGAGGUUCGCCACCAUAUCGUGGUGAUGAUGAGGCAAUUUUCGUGUCUAAAGUGACACCCAAUGGGCCAGCCUACUUGGCUGGGGUUCGAGUAGGCGACAAAGUGUUGGCCGUGAACGGUGUGAGUGUUAUUGACACGGAUCAUUAUGAAGCUGUGAAUUUAUUGAAAAAUGCCGGAACCACACUCAGCCUGUAUGUCGAACGCGAUAAUCGCGAGUUGCUCCGCCAAGGCGGAGAUCAGCGGUUCACUGCGGAGCCGCGUCGGGAGUUAUCUGUACCGGAAAUAUCGACCAUGAUGAAAAAACAGAUGUUUGAUGUGACUUUGCCAAAAGGAUCAACGGGACUGGGUUUUAGUAUCGCAGGAGGACGCGGCACUGCUCCUUAUAAAGAAAAUGACAAGUCGAUCUUUAUUUCCCGUAUCGCUCCCGGUGGGAUUGCCGAAAGAUCCGGAAAUCUCGAAGUGGGAGAUCGAAUUGUUGCGAUCGACGGACAGAAUAUUGAGAACGCUCGUCACAGCGAGGCCGUCAAACUCCUGACCGGCCCCGAAAGGGAAGUGACGUUGACCAUCGAACGUGAGAUCCCAACCAGUGCUAUUGCACCAUCAGUAGAUCCCCGUACGGGAAAACGCUUUUCCUAUUUCGUGGAGCCAAGCGACACGAAAAUCAGUGCCACAUUACGACCUUCCCAGUCAGCUGAUUUUCUGUCCCAAGUGGGACGACCUACCACUACCCUGCCGUCCACUUGGCGUCUACGGAAUGGAACUGGAGAGAAGGGAGGAAAUGUGACUGAAAAAGUGGUGGAGAGCGAAAAGAUUGACCGCGGUUCAAAUCACGAAUUAUAUUCUGUUACCACCAGCACUUCUGAAUCUCUGACCCCCAAACAUCGGGCAAGAAGUGUCGAUGCCUCGGCCAUGGCUAAUCUGAAGCCAAAGUCGCUGAUUUCAACGGGAAUGUUAACAGAAAGGGAGAUUUCGCCGACGAAAGUCAGUAAAAAACUGCAGGUUAAUACAAUGGAACCGAAGCGACCUGUUCCGACUCCUCCACAGCCCCGUUUAGUUACGCGAUCGUCGCAGUCAGAUCUGGUGGAAUUAGUUAUGAAAGAGCAGGAACCAGCCAGUUUCCCUGAAUCGAUUUCCUUCACGACGAAAACCGUCACCCACACCCUGGAUUCUGCAGGCAUGAACGGUCGACCCGAGCGCAGUCCUCAAGUGGAAAGGAUUUAUCAAACAACGACGUAUUCAGCCGGCAGCGAUGUGCAAAACAAAGGCCAGCGGCCUGUUUACGAGCCGGAAGUGAUUGACAGUAAGAGUCCUCCGACAUUACGUUCCUCCCUUAGCAAACCCAAAACGACCGAGGAAAGGACAUACUCAGAGGAAAUGGUCACCAUCUAUAAGACGUAUGGCCCUCUUGGUUUAUCGAUUGUUGGUGGGAAAGACCAUUCGUGUCGACCGUUUGGGGAUAAUCCCGACGAUACCGGAAUUUUUAUAUCAAAAAUCGUUCCGAAUGGCGCGGCCGCCAGCACUGGACGUUUAUUCGUCGGCGAUCGCAUCGUUAGCGUGAACGGUCAAGAUAUGGCGCGCGUGGCUCAUGCGGAGGCAGUGCGCGCUUUAACGUAUCCUUCAGAGCGCAUUGAUCUCCUUAUUCGACAUGAUCCACCACCGGAAGGCCUUCAGGAACUCAUUAUUCGCAAAAAUCCUGGUGAAACUUUAGGGAUGAAUAUCCGUGGUGGCGAUAAAGCUGAAGUUCCAGGCAAUCCAUUGGAUCCCACCGAUGACGGAAUUUUCAUAUCGAGAAUUCUUCCGGACGGAGCGGUUGCUCGUGAUGGUCGUUUAAAGGCAGGAAUGAGAAUCCUCGAAGUCAACGGAGAAAGCCUGUUGGGCUGUUCGCAUGAAGAUGCGGUCAAGGUCUUAAGGCACACUACGGAGCGGGCCAGUGAUAAACUGUAUAUCAUGGUGUGCCGCGGUUACGAUCCGGCUCAGAGCGAAGCUCUACUGGCCACGAAAUUGGCUAUUCAGCAUUUGUCGGAAGUGUCCCCGGCUAAUGCUGAAAUUCUCAAGAAAAAGGCUCAAACGGUGACGGUUAACGUUAAUUCUAAGCGCAGCGCGCCCACGGUCGUUACGUCGGCCACGGAAAAAACAACAGAACAGCUUCAUGAAGAAAUGGUACGACGGCAUCUGGCUAAGGCGCUCGAAGCCACACAAUCUACCGCGGAAAGCCAGAUCUUGCGCCUGCAGAGUGACCAAAAGGCACGCGACGAAGAACGAGCCGCUCAAGCUCGGCGUCGGCAAGAUGAACUGCGAAGUUGGUCGAAAACCUCUGAAUUACCCCGGCAGGAUUCCAUGCAAGAAUAUAUACUGCGCGAAGAGAAGCGUUUAGCCGAUGAACAGCGUCGCCGCGAAGAGGAAUGGCAAAAACGGGAAAAGACGGCCUGGGAAGCGGAAAUGACGCGUCGACGCCAGGAACGACAGCGGGAAGAGGAGCGAAUAGCUCAACGACGAGCGGAAGAAGAGCGAAAGAUCAAGGCCGAAAUACAAGAAAAACUAGAGGCCGACCGCCGGAAACGGGAAGAAAUCUUGAGCCGCAAACGUACACCGUCCGCCCACUCAACGGAAAAUCGCACCAGUGUGCCACCCAGUCCCCCACCGCCGCUUGGCGGAGUGUGGACUGCGUCGACUACUCAGAGGAGCGUCUCGUACAGCAAUGUCCUACAGUCGCGAGAGCCCGUCUCGCCGGACUUGCGUCCUCCGUCUCCGUUGCUGAACGGUAGUCGUCCACAGCCUUAUUCGUCCAGUAUUCUCAACAAAGCAGUCAGCUUAAGCACGGUAACUACCGACAAGCCCCCCGUUAAACCCCGGCUCAGUGUGACGCGUCCGGGUGCACGUGGUCCUCUUGCUGCCGCCAGUGGCAGUGAUGCCAGUCCCGUAACCAAAUCCCCCAGUGCCUUCACGUUCAAGGAGAAGCAGCUGUACUUUGCUAAAGAUGGUGAUAGUCAGCCGGAGGAGCGCUUAUCCCGACGCGAUCCCUCGCCGGCUCAACGAGAAUCUGUGCCUUAUACGCAGUCGCGGGACGAUCCCCGUAUUCCUAACGGAUGGACCACGGUGAGGGACGAUGUGGAGUCGCGGCCUCUGGAAUCAUAUUAUCAGCAACGAACUUUCACGCUGCACGAAUAUGAACCGGACAAUUUGGAAGAACGGUAUCGGUCGGCAACAUCGGAAACGACUCCUCCGAGUUCCAGCGGAUCCCGUCCGGUCCGAACAGCCACGGCUGAACGACGUUCCCUUGAGCGGCAGAUGCGGGAAUCCACGGGCGAGUCGGAUAGUCCCAAAUCGGGCGGCUCAGCAAAAAACUGGGCUCAGGAAGCCGAGAAGCGGGCUGCAUGGAGAGCAGAUCGUCUGAAAUCCAUGGAGGCCCAUACGAUAACGGCUGCACAAAUGGUGAACAAGAUACGAGAACUGGAGCGACGUGCUGAGCACCGCGAUUCCGGUUUCUCAGCUCCGUCAUCAGAACAAACACCGACCUCCGAGCAUAGCGGAUUUUCUAAAGUGUCGGUUAGUGAAGAAGUCGGAGAACCGCGCACCAAAGAGCGCUCGCGUGUGGUUGAUGAGAAAGUUCACCGCAAACUGGAGGAACAUGUUGAUCCCAACUCGGGAAAGAAGUUCCUCACAACAACCGAAACUGUCGAGCAGACAGUGGAGCAUGAAACUGAAACCAGCAGAAAGAAGUUAAUCCGAUUGUCGGUGGACGAUAACUUAUCAUCAAAGAAACCUGGAGGAAGUGAUUUCUAGUUUAACAUACCCUAAAACUGGCGGCGAAAGAAUGUUGGUGUGGAAUGAAUUAUUAUUGAGUCGUUGGGACAAGCAUUCCGGAUUGUGAUUGAGAAAGUUUCCAUCCAUAAAGAACUGUUGUUCUACGAAGAGGAUUUAGCUCGUCGGAGUGAAUUACGCGGGCGCAUGUGCACGUUUUAUUGUUUUUAUUUUGUGUAUAUUAAAUCGGCAACAGUGGCGGGGUGGUUCAUUAAGAUUGUUGAAUCUGGAUUUCUGGAUAUAAGUGCAGUUGAAUACGAUUUGACUUCCGUAUUUGUUGAGCUAAUAUAUAGGUUGUGUUCGUUUUACGCUUUGUUAGUUAUCCUUCUAGUGCAGCUAUUGAUGUGUUUAAUUGGUCUUUUUUAUUACUGCUCAGAAUGUUCUCUAUUAUUGCAGCUUUUGACCAUUUUUCUGGGAAUUUGAUUUUGGAUGUUUUAAAGGUUUUAGCGAUUUGUUUCAUGUUGGUUGUUCAUAUUUGUUACCCGUGUUAAGGAAUUACUACGCUUACUUCCGAAUAAACCACGAUGCUUA
Paramacrobiotus metropolitanus is the source of this 7882-nucleotide messenger RNA. Its product is annotated as protein scribble homolog. Gene Ontology annotation, molecular function: protein binding. The transcript is spliced from 34 exons. The record is from RefSeq and is a predicted model, not a curated record. Bases 821 to 7333 code for a protein of 2170 amino acids. Gene Ontology annotation, biological process: neurotransmitter receptor transport, endosome to postsynaptic membrane; neurotransmitter receptor transport postsynaptic membrane to endosome. Lineage: Eukaryota; Metazoa; Tardigrada; Eutardigrada; Parachela; Macrobiotidae. Gene Ontology annotation, cellular component: postsynaptic density; postsynaptic membrane; adherens junction.